AUGGUGAUACUUCUCAGAGGAAGGUUAAAUGUUCCUAGCAUUUGGUCACUGGCCCGUCAGCAGCAUGUUUCAGGUUUGUUUCAGUGCGCUAGGUUUUAUUCUGAGGUAAGACUUCGAGAUUCUUCGAAGUUUGUUGCUUUGAAAGAUGUAAACGAUCUACGGGCAACCAGCUUGCCAGAUUUCAUAUCUUCCCCAAAUUCGAAACUACAAUCGUUGAUAUGGCACCGUCCUAUGCAAAACGUGUUUUUAAUGAAGAAACCUUGGACUGAUACCACUAGGGAGGCCAUGGUUGAGUUCAUCACACACUUGCACGAUUCUUACCCAGAAGUCAACGUUAUAGUGCAACCAGAUGUGGCAGAAGAAAUAUCACAAGAUUUCAGAUCGAUGCCUAAAUCGAAUCCAAAUCAACCGCAUGUUCUAUAUACGGGCUCGGACGCUGACAUUGUCAAAAAGACGGAUCUCUUGGUGACUCUUGGUGGCGAUGGGACGAUUCUCAGAUCCGUUUCGUUGUUCUCACAUACUCAGGUCCCACCUGUACUUGCCUUCAGUCUAGGAACUUUGGGGUUCCUACUACCGUUUGCUUUCAAAGAGCAUAAGAAAAUCUUCGAACAAGUGAUGACUUCUAGAGCCAAAUGUCUUCAUAGAACGAGACUAGAGUGUCAUUUGGUAAGAAAUGGCAAGACGCAGCAAACUACAACUUUACAUGCGAUGAACGAUAUCUUUUUACAUAGAGGUAACUCACCACAUUUGACCAAUUUGGAUAUAUACAUCGAUGGUGAGUUUAUGACAAGGACUACUGCCGAUGGUGUGACUUUAUCCACGCCUACCGGAUCUACGGCAUACUCUUUAUCUGCAGGCGGAAGUAUUGUGUCUCCCUUGGUUCCCUCGAUCUUAUUAACCCCGAUUUGCCCUAGGUCACUUUCGUUCCGUCCCUUGAUCUUACCUCACACUUCUCAUAUCAAGAUAAAAAUCGGUUCGAAACACACUGGCGGUCCAGACGGCCGCGUUGUGAAAUUAUCCAUCGAUGGUAUUCCUCAGGAAGAUGUAUACGUGAACGAUGAAAUUCAUGUCGUCAACGAAGUAGGAACCAUCUAUGUGAAUGGGUCCAAAUUACCAAUACCUCAAGAAGCAAUCAAGUCACAAAAGACAUCGCUCAAGAACUCUGGAAUCUACUGCGUGGCCAAGACUGAAAACGACUGGAUUAAAGGCAUCAAUGAGCUAUUGGGUUUCAAUUCAAGUUUCAGGUUCGGUUCAAAGUCAUAG
Kluyveromyces lactis is the source of this 1263-nucleotide messenger RNA. RefSeq names its product NADH kinase (gene POS5). Bases 1 to 1263 code for a protein of 420 amino acids. Lineage: Eukaryota; Fungi; Ascomycota; Saccharomycetes; Saccharomycetales; Saccharomycetaceae. Gene Ontology annotation, biological process: NADP+ biosynthetic process; NAD+ metabolic process. The record is from RefSeq and is a predicted model, not a curated record. Gene Ontology annotation, molecular function: NAD+ kinase activity. The transcript has a single exon.